Molecule: messenger RNA, 699 nt
Organism: Chaetomium globosum CBS 148.51
Lineage: Eukaryota; Fungi; Ascomycota; Sordariomycetes; Sordariales; Chaetomiaceae
Exons: 1
Coding region: 1-699 (232 amino acids)
Source: RefSeq, a predicted model, not a curated record
AUGUCUAGCAAUAGAGGUGGCCGCUUUAGCAGAGGCCAGGGUGAUAGUUGGGGCAACCCCCAAGGUACCCGUCGCCGUACUCAACAUAGGCGCAUCUCCCAACUGCAGGGUGAUGUUAAGCCCACCGCACGGAACCUCCUCCCAUCCGAGAUGGUCAAACCCAACAAAGUUUUCGUCCCAGGGAUGAGACUCGAAGGCUGCGGGCUCGGCUUCGAGGAUAUAACAGCCUAUUACCAAACCGGUAAGGGCACUCUCGAAGACCCGAUGGUUGUCUGGCUUGACGACGACGCAAGAGUCGGUUACCAAAGUCGCCAGGCUCAUAAUGAGAUUGCCCGUAGCGUUGCCCGGGCCAACAAGUUCCAGUGCGUCCUCAUCCGCAAGGCCAUGCACGACAGAGAAUGCACCUAUGACAAGUACGGCAGACGCAAUAGCGUGUGCAUGCCCGACGGCAGGAUCCAUAACGUCACUACUCAAGCUGACAACCACAUGACGGUGUGGAUGGGCGAACAUAUGAAGAGGAUUCUUGUGGGUGGCCAUAUCUACGUCGUCAGGGCCAUAGACCCCGCGACCCGCAAGCCCUAUCCAUUGCCUAUGGAUGACCCCGUGAAUCAACGGAACAAAGCCCUCCUCCAGCCGGGCCGGGGAUUGGCCUCGGAAGAGUUUUGGCUGGUCAAGGAUACCUGGGAGAGAUUCAGCUAG